This is a messenger RNA of Budorcas taxicolor (takin), 393 nucleotides long. Its product is annotated as 60S ribosomal protein L36-like. Gene Ontology annotation, cellular component: cytosolic large ribosomal subunit; ribosome. The transcript is spliced from 2 exons. Lineage: Eukaryota; Metazoa; Chordata; Mammalia; Artiodactyla; Bovidae. The record is from RefSeq and is a predicted model, not a curated record. Gene Ontology annotation, biological process: cytoplasmic translation. Gene Ontology annotation, molecular function: structural constituent of ribosome. Bases 1 to 393 code for a protein of 130 amino acids.
AUGGCCUUUGUCCUAGAGACAUUGCCCAAGCCAUUGCUAACUUUCUGCCUCACCAGCCACUGCAGAGCGGUGGCUGUGGCUCUGCUCUUCCCCAUGGCCAUGGGCCUUAACAAGGGCCACAGGAUGACCAAGAACAUGAGCAAACUGAGGCACAGCCACCUCCUCGGGCGCCUCACCAAGCACACCAAGUUCAUGCGGGACAUGAUCCGGGAGGUGUGCAGCUUCACCCCUUAUGAGCGGCAGGCCAUGGAGCUGCUCAAGGUCUUCAAGGACAAGCAGGCCCGCAAGUUCAUCAAGAAAAGGGUGAGGACAUACAUCCGUGCCAAGAGGAAGAGAGAGGAGCUGAGCAAUGUCCUGGCCACCAUGAGGAAAGUGGCAGCCAAGAACAACUGA